Messenger RNA from Onychostoma macrolepis, 9138 nucleotides. RefSeq names its product adenylate cyclase type 9-like. The coding region runs from base 1577 to 5578 and encodes 1333 amino acids. Lineage: Eukaryota; Metazoa; Chordata; Actinopteri; Cypriniformes; Cyprinidae. The transcript is spliced from 8 exons. Gene Ontology annotation, biological process: intracellular signal transduction; adenylate cyclase-activating G protein-coupled receptor signaling pathway; cyclic nucleotide biosynthetic process. The record is from RefSeq and is a predicted model, not a curated record. Gene Ontology annotation, molecular function: adenylate cyclase activity.
GAAUGCGUGCGUGCUCGCCACCCUUCUGUUGUUCUCUCUCCGGAGCGUGCACGCACGCGUCUAUCCCCACCUCUCAAUGUAUUUCCAGCGUCUGCUGGACUUGUACAGACACCGCGUCGGAUUCCGAAUACAGAUGGAGAUCUCACUGAUGUCUGAUGGCCACCGGCGCAUCCAAGCUGCGCUAAAGCACACAAGUCAACUAUGAUACACUGGCAUGUGUCUCGAGUGCCAAGCUGUGCGCUGAUGGGGAUCAUAGAGGAACCGGCUGAGAAAGAGAUUUGUUUGGACAUCACAGGAAAAGCUGCCCGUGGAAAUGAGUCCUGAAGAGAAACCAAAGAGGCACUUUACCACUGUGAGUCUAUGGAGAGAGAAGUGCAGACUUUCUGUCUUCUCUACGAGGAAAGGAAACUUAAAUGACUUCUGAACAUCAAGGUGAAUUCAUUCUUCAUUUGAAGCACUUUUACAACGUGCAUUGAAAUAAAUGGCUCAAACUGGUUUCAAACAGCCGCACCUGAAUUAAGAUCACAGUGUUUUAAGUCUGUGGGAAUAUACUGGACAAACAGGCAUUUAUGCAUCUUGAAUGAUAAAUUAAUCCAUAUGCGCAAUCUUUAUUAUUCUUAUCCCGUUACGCACGUUUAAUUCGCAAUAGAAGCGCCUGCAAGAUCCGGAGCAGGAACUCAGGAAAGGUCGGUGCUCCUGUCAAGAGAAUAUUAACGCGACAGGCCGUUUAAGAAAGAAGACUGGUUGAAAUUUUCUGCGUGUUUUUUAACAACAGGCUGUUGUGCCCUUUAUGUCCGUCUGACAGGACGCGGAGUCUCCAGUGAACGCUUAUUCUGAAUCUGAAGAACAAAAGAGGGCGGAAGGUUUCUUUUUAAGAAACCAUGUUGAGUUAUUUUUCUUAAGUAGCCUAAAUAAUGUAGAAACACAUCGUUUUUUAAAGUUUGGACUUUUUUUUAACAUACUCAUCCCCUGCUGGACUUUUUUAAUGUUUAUUUGAUCAAGAGUUUUUGGACUUUAUUAUGCAUAACUGUGUUGGAUAUGAGGAAUGCCAUAACUUACGUCAAGCAUAAAUGCUGACAGUCCUCUAAGUGGUCUCAUAAGUACAAUUUUCUUCUUGAAAACUAAUGCAAUGGCUCAUUUAUGGGGAAAAUUGUGCACUUGGCAUCAGAAUGGAGUGAAGAAGUUCCCUAAGGAGUCAAAGCAAACAGUCCUUGACUUGAGUCUUCAUUUUUGUGGUGUUAUUAUGUAACUUUGAUUCAUCAGUGAGAGAACAUUUUUGAUUCACUUGUAGUAAGUCGAAAGAUUCCAUGCGCUUUGGAUAAACCUCUCCGACCCAUGUGCGUCAAGAAAGACAGAAGAGAAGAGGAAUGCGCUAUUGACGUCAUGAGGUGAAAUAACCAAAACUCAAAAUCCUGGAACUGUCUAAACGCAUGAGUAAAUUUUUCGUGAUUUAGUCGUCAGAGCUGUUUGGCGCCAUCUCCGUUUGUUUCCCCCUCUUGAUUCUUUUUCCACCCAAGCACCUUAUUUUCAUCAUUUUUUGCAUUUCUCCCAGCUUGCCUCUGAUCUGAACGGUAUCAUGGCUUCUCCUCAACAUCAACAUCUGCUGUUUCACAACAGCGAAGUAAGCUGCGACUCCAGCGGCGACGGUGCCAUUUCUGUGCGGAUCAGCGGCACCAAGCCGCACAAACAGCAGCGUGGGAGUCUGGGCGCCAGCGCCAUGUGCAGCAUCAUCGGGGGCUCCAAACAUUGCAAGUACAGCAUCUCUUCCAGCUGUAGCUCAGGCGAAUCCGCCAUCCGCAAACCAGUGGUCAAAGGCCUCCGGACUCAAAGGAAGAUGCCGCAGCUGUUCGAAAGGUCGGCCGGACAUUUCUGGAACCCCAAGUUUGACUCCAACAUUCUGGAGGAAGCCUGCCGCGAGCGCUGCUUCCCUCAAACGCAACGCCGUUUCCGUUGUGUGUUGCUUUACUUGGCGGCCGCCAGCCUCCUCUGGGGGUUGUUCUUCAUUGCUAAUGCUAAUCGAUGUGAAAGAACUGCCUUCUUAUUGCCCACAACUGCCUUCCUACUCCUCUGUUCUGUCCUGUUCGCCUUCACGUUCACCCGGUUCUACUCCCACUGCUACAAUCAAGCCUCGCUGUUGCUCAUCGUGGUGACAUUUACCCUCACUCUUGCACCUCAGAUCCAGACUUCAGGCUUUAGUGACUUUAAUGUUCCUCCUUUGAAGGAUGAAGAGGACGCAAGCGACUUCAGUGGCGCUGAGGAUAAAAACCUGACGUUUGAAGCCACCCGAAGUGGAGGUCUAGUUGCUCCUUGUUUGUCCCCAGUUGGCACCUUCUCUUUAGGCAUGGAGGUGCUUUCGUUGCUCUACAGUUUCCUCCACGUCCGUUUGUAUGCUUCGCUCCUGCUCGGCUUGCUCUACUCAGUGCUUUUUGAGACUCUUGGCUGGAUGCAUUUGAUUCAAGGCAAUGGCUGGAGGAACUCCACCGAGGAACAUUUGGAAACGCUCUACUGGCUGAUCCCAGGAAGGGCAAUUUUACAUCUUUGCGCCCACGUCAUUGGCAUCCACCUUUUUAUUAUGUCCGAAGUGCGUUCACGCAGCACGUUCCUCAAGGUCGGCCAAGCCAUCAUGCAUGGGAAAGACCUGGAGGUGGAAAAGGCCCUGAAGGAGCGGAUGAUCCACUCGGUGAUGCCUCGUAGGGUGGCCGAUGAGCUAAUGAAGCAGAGCGAUGAUGACAAUGACAAUUCGGUUAAGCGCUACUCGACGGGAGCGGCCAUUGCGGGCGCCUCCAGCCCAAAGAGCACCAAACGCAAGAAGACGUCGAUACCUCGAGGCCAGAUCAUCUUUCGGCCGUUCAACAUGAAACGCAUGGAGCCGGUCAGCAUCCUGUUCGCAGACAUUGUGGGAUUCACCAAGAUGAGCGCCAAUAAGUCAGCGCAUGCCCUAGUGGGACUCCUCAACGACUUAUUCGGACGCUUCGAUCGCCUGUGUGAGCUCACAUGUUGCGAGAAGAUCAGCACACUGGGAGAUUGUUACUAUUGCGUGGCUGGUUGUCCCGAACCAAGAGAGGACCACGCCUACUGCUGUGUAGAGAUGGGGCUUGGGAUGAUCCAGGCCAUUGAGCAGUUCUGUCAAGAAAAGAAGGAGAUGGUGAACAUGCGUGUUGGCGUCCAUACUGGCACCGUGCUGUGCGGGAUCCUCGGCAUGAAGCGCUUUAAGUUCGACGUCUGGUCCAACGAUGUCAACCUAGCCAAUCUUAUGGAGCAGUUGGGUGUUGCCGGGAAGGUACACCUUUCGGAGGCCACGGACAGGUUUUUGGAUGACCGGUACUUGCGAGAAGACGGGCGAGUCACAGAAAGGAUUGGACCAAGUGUGGUUGCAGAUCAGCUUAAAGGUCUUAAGACGUAUCUGAUAUCCGGGAGGAAGGUGAAGCACACCCAGUGGAGCUGCCCUCCAUCUGCUCUGGUGGCUCCUGAGCUCAGAAAGUCUCUCAGCGCCUCGUCCUUCAGCCACAGCCCUGACAUCACAUCCUCGGCCUGCGCUCUGACCCCUGCCCCAGACAGAGCUAAGUUAAAAAAAAAGUGGAUGCAUUGGAUUCUUAGUGAAUUCUUCACAAAUCUAAUCUUGUUUUCUGUGCUUCUACGUUGCAGUCUGAUGAAAGAUUACUUCUUUAGACCUCCCAUCAACAAGUUGAGUCACACUUUCAUAGACAAAUCCCUGGAGUCGGCUUACAGGACCAGCUACCAGGAUGAGGUUAAGACACAGGCUCCUGUCCAGACGUUUGCCAGUCCAACGUUCAGCUCUUUCCUAGACAUGCUUCUGUGCUGUUGUGUUCUCCUGGCUCUCUCUGUGGCCUGCUUCCUGCGACCACUGGUUACCCAACAGCCCCUGCCCACACCUGCCCUCAUAGUGGCCGCAGUUGCAGCUGUGCUUGAAUGUUUGGCCCUAGUGCUGGCAAUACGACGAGCCUUUUACCUGGACCGUGUCCUGAACUGCACCAGGAACCUCCUCUGGGCCAUUUCUGGCUGGAUUCCCCGUCACAUGAUCGGAGCAGUGCUGGUGUCUUUACCUGCAGUGGCUGUGUUUUCUCAUAUCACCUGCAAUAUGCAUGACUCCCUACAGUUCACCAUGUUCACCUGCUGUGCUGUCAUAAUUGCCAUCAUCCAGUACAGCAAUUUCUGCCAGCUCAGUUUCUGGAUGCGUUCAAGCCUUGCGACGCUUGCGGGACUCACCUUUCUCAGUGUGCUCUGGAGCCCCCCUUGCAGCACUUGGGAACGUUUAUUUUUGAGGUCCAGUGAUUUCAACAGCAGCUUUAAUGACGUUCAGUCCCCUGCAGAAGAUUUGACCCGACUGCAGGACCUGCUCGGACCGGAAGCUUUGGUUGCCUUCUUCCUAUUGCUCCUCCUCGUUUGGUUCCUAAACCGCGAGUUCGAGGUGAGCUACCGUCUACACUACCAUGGCAACGUGGAAGCAGACCAGCACCGCAUCAAGAUCCAAAACAUGCGGGACCAGGCCGACUGGCUCCUGCGCAACAUCAUCCCCAUCCACGUGGCUGAGCAGCUGAAGGUGACCCAGAGCUACUCGAAGAACCACGACAACGUGGGCGUCAUCUUCGCCAGCAUCGUCAACUUCAGCGAGUUCUACGAGGAGAGCUAUGAAGGCGGGAAGGAGUGCUACCGUGUCCUAAACGAACUCAUCGGGGACUUCGACGAACUCUUGCGCAAAUCGGACUUUUCCAAUAUCGAGAAGAUCAAGACGAUCGGUGCCAGCUACAUGGCGGCAUCGGGGCUCAAUACUCAACAGUGUAGCGAUCAAGCCCAUCCGCAUGCCCACCUGCGAGCGCUCUUCGAAUUUUCUUUGGAAAUGAUGCGCGUGGUGGACGACUUUAAUAAAAACAUGCUUGGCUUUAAGUUCAAGUUGCGAAUCGGGUUCAACCACGGACCUCUUACCGCCGGUGUCAUCGGCACCACCAAGCUACUCUACGACAUCUGGGGUGACACGGUGAACAUCGCAAGCCGGAUGGACACAACUGGCGUGGAGUGUCGUGUUCAAGUUAGCGAGGAGAGCUACUGUGUGCUCAGUGGAAUGGACUACGAGUUCAACUACCGCGGUACCGUCAACGUGAAGGGCAAGGGUCAAAUGAAGACCUACCUUUACCCGAAGAGCCCAGACAGCGGACCUGUACCUCAAUACCAGCUCUCGGUCUCUCCAGAAAUCCGAGCGCAGGUGGAUGGCAGCAUCGGACGCUCACCCACCGAUGAGAUCGCCAAUAUGGUCCCAGCGGCCAGUGCUAGUAGAGUAGGCGCGUCGUUCUCUGUGAGCUCAGGACUUACCGGACAGGGAUUCGCCGGUAGAGACUUUCCUGAGAAGACUGGAAACAAUGGUACGUCGAAGACUCAACGAUCUGCGUCUGCGGUUGGCCUGACUUGCAUACCGGAAACCAGCUUGAGCGCAAGGCCAGUGGUUUUCGGUAAACCACUGGGCCCGACUUUGACCUCUCCUCCUGUCCGGUCGGAAAUUGCAGAGGUUGUUGCAAAAAUGGAGGGAGAAAUUGCGUACAUGGGCGAAAUGACAAAACUUUGACUUGAAACAAGCCAACAUUGUUAUCGCUGUUGGCUUUAACCCUUUAAACACAGGCUCCCCAUUGAGUUUGUCGAGAUAGGCGUGUUUAGGGAUGUAUGCGAGCGUAGAUUUGCAUCCUCAUAUGUGGAAAGUUUAAGCACACAACUUUGAAGUGUUUAUAACGCUAGCCGAACCUGGAGAUACUUUCACAUCUGGAUGGUGGUGCUGGACCGUAAAGGAGCCACAUGAACCAUUUCUACAUGGGAUACGAAAUGCAGAGGAGAUGGCAUUUGGACAGCACAGACCUGAAGUCCCAUUCUUAAAUAGACUUAUUUCCGCUAAUUUAAUUUCGAAUAUUAUUUCCCUCUAGCUUCUACUAUUGUCUGCCUUUCGUGAAUGGUUUUCUUUUAAUGAAGUGCCUUUAGAAUGAUAACAAUAUGUAUGAGGCAUUUUUCAAGAAGGUUUCUCAAUCAAAUCUUUUGCUGAAUAUCUAAAAGAUUUAGCAUGUAAAUUUGAUGUUAGAAAGCGCUUUAAUUUUUGUGAAAGUAUUUGAUAUAUUUUGGAAUUUUUGUAGAUAAUUUGAGUUCUCUCAGUUGGAUGUUCAUCAGCCUGUAUUCAAAACAAUUUUACAAAGCAAAACUCUGUAUUGCGAUGAUUGCUGUUUUAAAAAGACCCAAAAAAGAUUGCGUUUGGUGCAUGGCCAAAAGUGUCUGUGAAGAAGUAUUAGCGAAAUGUAGAGCAAGCUAUGGGCUAAAAUCAUCAAACAUUUCUACAGCGCUUUAUCUUAAUGCAUGUAUUCCUAAGUGUCUGAUUAUGGCCUUUCCUUCUCUUUUUUUCAUGAUUUUUCCAAUUGCUCUUCAUUCUGCAGCUAAAUGCUUGGUUGGCCGACCAACAUCUGAAUUUCAGAUGAAAGUUCUAAGACGAUGUGCAAGUUUGCCUUAACGCUAAUGAGAUCAUAGUCUUAAAGGACAAAAAUGCAUUCAUGCAUUAGCUACUGUGACUUUCAGACUUUACACAAAAUAUUACAUAAAAUAUAAAAAUGGGCAGUCAGUUUUAAGAUGUAGGCAGUUUGUUUACAAGUCAACAUAAAAUCAACACUGACCCCAUUUCCUCUCCUAAAAACAUUCCUAGUCUUAUUCUGGAUGAUUCAUUAGUGCAUGUUGUUGUAAAAGCAAAAAUGUCUGUAAUCUUUCAUCAAGAUUUAAACUUGUGCCAUCUCUGAAAUUAAUUUUCAGCUGAUGUCACCUAGGCUGUGCAGGCCUGGAAUAUAAUAGUAAUCAGUAGCUAAAUAACAUUGUUUAAGGCUACUGUUGUAGGUAGUGCAGCAAUUCAAAAUUAAACUGAUUAUGGCAAUAAUAGCAAAUAGGCCUAAUGAUAGUUUUGAAAACAACGCUUUAAAAUUGGAUGUACUCUGGUCAAAAAUUGGGAAAAAAGAUGGUAUCGUCUACUUCCACCGUCUAAUCCUGUGGUACUCAACAGGGGGCCCGUCUGCACUAAUUUUGUGGCCCGCGUCAUGAAGAAGAUUAAUGUAUUUAAUCAAGCAAGUCUUAGAUAAGUGAUAAACUGCAUUUCUAAAUCAGUAAAACUGCUAAUAUUUUCAUAAAUAAAGUCUUAUGAUGCAAACUGUAACUUCGCAUUUUAUGUGGUUUAAAUCGGGCCUGCUUGGCCUCUGAACUUGAGUACCCCUGGUCUAAUCAGUCCCUGAUGGAUCAAAUUAAAUCCUAUCCUACUUUUUUUUCUCAUGGAAUAUAAUGUUUCACUUAAAAUUACGUCAUAAGAGAGUAUGAGCGUGCCAUUUCAUGUUGGCUUUGAUUUUAAUUAUCUUGCGCUGACAUCUUGAGUGUUAAAAUUUAAUUCAGUUUGUUCAAAUGUGAAAAAAUAAAACUUUAACUGUACUCAGAUCUAAAGAGACAAGAAAUUGUUGCCAGUUAAUUCACCAUAGUGGCAUAACAGUUUCAAGUACUGGCAAUAAUCUAGGUAACAUAUAUGUACCCGGCCAGUCAAAUGUACAGACUCGUGUGAAUAUUAGAAUAGAUUAGACCAUAGCCUUGACUCUGCCUGCUUGUCUUUUGAUGUGCAAUAGUAAAGGGUAAAUUAUUGUAUGGGAUAUUAGCAAAAGGAAGUAGAUUUUAAUCUUUUUAACAUUGAGCUUUGUGAGUAACUUAAUCUGCACUGAUACUACAUACAUUUUAUGACUGUCUAAUGAUUUAAAAAUUGAUGUUUUACAGUUUGAUAGCAGUUUAGUGUCUUUGCUUUUUCCCUUAAUUUUUGGCUUUAUGAUGGGCAACCUAUAUUAGUUUAAAAGGGUUGUGUGCUCAAAGAUUUGCUAUUGAUUUGUCAUGCUUCACAUUCAGUGGUGAUAUUUAUGGGAAUAUGAGAAAAUGUGAAAUGUAUAACUUUUCUUGACAUUGCUGUGAAUUUGCAAUCCGCCAAGAACCUAUACAUUUAAAAGGGAAUUGUUAUAAAAGGUGAUUGAUUUGUCAGUAUUUCUCAUUGUAUAUAUUAGUGCCUUUUACUCAUUUAGAAUGCAUUGAUCAGUCAAAUAACAUCAUCCUGUUUAUCUGUUCAUUGUCAUACACUAAAUGCUUGUGUAUGAUAAAUGUCUUCAGAUUCAACGUGAUCUUUAGCGCUGUGCCUUUUCUUAACGAUUAGCUUGACAUGUCCAUUUUCACUGUAUAUUCCUUUUGAAUGUGAACUGCUCUUCAUUUAAAAAUGUACAGGAUGAAUAUUGUCAUUUUACUCCAAGGUGCCAUGCUAAUAUGUCAUUUUUAUUCUGUGCUGAUUUUGAUACUGUUCAGUUGAUGUGUUUUUGGUGACACCAAGCAUAGCAAUCCAUGUAUUUAUGAUAUAUUUUAUAGGGGCACGACUUUUGCUAAAUAAUAAAAGUGCCCUUGCUGUCUGGAUGGGUAACGAGCACACAACCCUUAUGGGCUCCUCUGUUUCAGAGUAGUAGAGCAAUAUAAAACUUGAUCCAACUAAAUAAGCAUUACGCUUCAGCCUCCGAACUGCUGCUUGAACUUAGCUUGACAAAGCACAUUUGUGUUUUUCAUCGGUUAUUUUUAUGGAAAUGUGCUCCUUAUGAACUUUCCAUUCUAUUACUUCUGUCUGAGACUUUAUUGUGAGGAAAACACAUUUAGGAUGAAUGAAAGUGCUGAAGUAAUGUACGAUAACAGAAGAGCCGCAUUUUAUUAUUAUUAUUUUUUUAUUUGAUUUAAUUUACUAUCACUUCAGUUGUCACAAUUGAUGAUUCCAAGCAAUUUGACGUAGGAAAUGUGUGUAUGUAAAAUUUGACACACAAAUGUGUUUUAAUAGAAAUAUCACACACUGGGACUUCUUGCCAAAGAGUGUAUUUAUUCAAGAAUGUAUGAUUUUGAGUUUCUCUCAGUUUCUUCAGUUAUAAACUCAAUCUGUAUUCAUUUGUAUAAAGAUUUUAUUUUCUCUCCUAUGUUUGUACAUAUGCAUUGCUCUGUGUGUUGACAUAUAAUUCAUUUUUGUAUUAUUUAUAUCAAUGCAUGUGCCAUACUGUUACAUCAAAGCUAAUGGAUGAAAAGGGAAAGCCAAUAAUACAGUGUUGAAGUCUG